CAAGACAGAGAGAAAAAAGAAAAACCAUAAACGUGACCAAUCACACCCACCGGUUUCGAUUACUCCGCCACUAAACCCUCUUUAAAUACAGCCCUAAUCAUAACCUUUCUCCGCACUACUCUCAUUUCUCUCUCUAAAACACUACACUCUGCCUCUCAGUCAUCUUUUCUGUCUCUAGAAAACUUCAGUCAUCUUUUUUCUCACAUGGGUUCUGAUAAGAAGAUCAAGAUCGGAAUCAACGGGUUUGGAAGGAUCGGUCGUUUGGUUGCUAGAGUUGCUCUGCAGAGAGACGAUGUUGAGCUUGUUGCUAUUAACGAUCCCUUCAUCACCACUGACUACAUGAUAUAUAUGUUCAAGUAUGACACUGUUCAUGGCCAGUGGAAGCAUCAUGAGCUUAAGGUCAAAGACGAGAAGACCCUUCUCUUUGGUGAGAAAUCGGUCACAGUCUUUGGCAUCAGGAACCCAGAGGAGAUCCCAUGGGGUGAAACCGGUGCUGAAUUUGUUGUGGAGUCUACUGGAGUCUUUACAGACAAGGACAAGGCUGCUGCCCAUUUGAAGGGUGGUGCAAAGAAAGUUGUCAUUUCUGCUCCUAGCAAGGAUGCUCCCAUGUUUGUUGUGGGAGUCAAUGAGAAAGAAUACAAGCCUGAGCUUGACAUUGUCUCCAAUGCUAGCUGCACUACCAACUGUCUUGCUCCCCUGGCCAAGGUUAUUAAUGAUAAAUUCGGCAUUGUUGAGGGUCUCAUGACCACUGUCCAUUCCAUUACUGCCACUCAGAAGACUGUUGAUGGUCCAUCAAUGAAGGACUGGAGAGGUGGAAGAGCUGCUUCAUUCAACAUCAUUCCCAGCAGCACUGGUGCUGCCAAGGCUGUUGGUAAAGUGCUGCCAGCCCUGAAUGGUAAAUUGACUGGUAUGGCGUUCCGAGUUCCUACUGUGGAUGUUUCAGUUGUGGACCUAACUGUAAGGCUUGAGAAAACAGCUACGUACGAGCAGAUCAAAGCUGCUAUCAAGGAGGAAUCAGAGGGCAAACUCAAGGGUAUCUUAGGUUACACCGAGGAUGAUGUGGUCUCCACAGACUUUGUGGGUGAUAACAGGUCAAGCAUCUUUGAUGCCAAGGCCGGGAUUGCUCUGAGUGGAAACUUUGUGAAACUGGUCUCGUGGUAUGACAAUGAAUGGGGCUACAGCUCCCGUGUGAUCGACUUGAUUGUCCACAUGGCUUCUGUUGCUUGAGGCUUCCAAUGAUGAUUUCAAAGCUCUGUUUUAUUUUAUUUUUUUUUGAUUGGGGCCUAGAGUUUUGUUUUUUUGGCCUUCGAACUUGUAGUUGGGAAUAAACAAGAGUGCGUUUAUGCUAGAGUUUUGUCGAGCCUGAUGAAUCUGGUUGGAUUUUGUUUUGGUUUUCUAGUCAUGUUGGAGUUGCUUCUUCCUUGCAAAGACAAAAAAGGAAACUUACCUCUGUCUUACUAGUUGUUGCAGAUUUUGUCCUGGUGAUUGUAGUCAUCAGUCCUGUCUUUCUUGAGAGAAGAAGGAUGAGUAAUGUGGUAGUAUUUUCCUUUAUUAUGCAAAUAAAAUAUUACCAUUUAAUCAUUUAGUUUUGUG
Molecule: messenger RNA, 1593 nt
Organism: Ilex paraguariensis (yerba mate)
Lineage: Eukaryota; Viridiplantae; Streptophyta; Magnoliopsida; Aquifoliales; Aquifoliaceae
Source: the annotation of a GenBank genome assembly